AAUUUCGAAUUUGUGAUUUUUUUUUCGAGUACAAAGGCGGCAAUUUUUAAUCGUUGCUUCUGAAUUGAUCUUUGCAGUCUAUGAUUUAUCUCUGUUUGAUCUAGAUAUAAUAUCAAGGAUGUGCUUUUAAUAUUUUGCUUGUUUUAUUAAUAAUUACAUACUACAAUUCUUACAAAAUACAUUUUAUAUAUCAUCUUAAAAAAAAACCUUAUUUUUUACAUUAAGUGUAAGCCGGAAGCUCUGCUAUUUGUUUUUUCCAUUGUUAUUUAGUCACGACAUUCAUAAAUUUGUUUCUAAAUUAAUCAAUCAUGUUUCUUUAGUCGAAUGCCUUAAUUUAAGAACUUAAAUUUACUAAAAGGUGCAGAUAAAUUCGGAAAUAAUAUAAAAAUAGUGCGAUAAAAGUGAAAUAAAAAUGGUGAAAUGGAGAAAGCAGCAGUCUUUAGUAUCCGGGGACACUUCCGAAGAAGAAAUCGGUCACAAUUAUUUGAGUACGUUGAUGUAUGGUCGCUACCAACGCGACCUAAGCGAAGCGGCGAGAGAAGAAGCGAGAAGACUCAGAAGACUGCGAAAGAAGAGAAGAAAAGAUGACAAACUCCGACAGAAGGAGCUGGAAGCUUCUGGCAAACACAGACCGAGGGGAAAGUUCUUUAAAGUAUUAGGGUACCUAUGGAGGCAUACAUUCGCAAGGCUCGGAGAAGAUUGGGUAUUCCUGGCCGUGCUGGGAAUCGUCAUGGGGUGUUUGAACUUCGCUAUCGACCAGGGUAUCGCUGUGUGUAAUAAUGCCCGAACCUGGAUGUACAAAGACGUAGCAACAACCAUCUUCAGCAAGUAUGUAGCGUGGGUGUCUCUGCCUGUGUGUUUGAUACUGUUUGCAGCUGGCUUCGUGCAUAUAGUAGCAGCUCAAAGUAUAGGAUCUGGUAUACCGGAAAUGAAGACGAUACUCAGGGGUGUGCACCUCAAAGAGUACCUCACGUUUCGAGCCCUCGUCUCGAAGGUCGUGGGUUUGACGGCCACCCUAGGUUCUGGACUGCCUUUGGGUAAAGAGGGUCCAUCAGUGCACAUAGCAUCAAUGGUGGCCUCCCUCCUUUCCCGGCUAGUGACCACCUUCCAGGGUAUAUACGAGAACGAAUCCCGGACCACGGAGAUGUUAGCAGCCGCGUGCGCAGUGGGUGUGGCUUCUUGCUUCGCUGCGCCUGUGGGGGGUGUGUUAUUCUCAAUCGAAGUAACGACGACAUACUUUGCUGUCCGCAAUUACUGGCGGGGUUUCUUUGCCGCUUGUUGCAGUGCUAUUAUGUUCCGCUUACUAUCAGUAUGGUCAGGUGCAAUGCCGACAGUCAAACCACUGUUCCCAACCAGUCUACCUCAAGACUUUCCGUUUGAUCCACAAGAGUUCGCUGUUUUCGUACUACUAGGCAUUGUGUGUGGUCUAAUGGCGGCGCUAUGGGUGUGGCUGCAUCGUCAAUAUGUGCUCUUUAUCCGUAACACUAAGUAUUUGAGCACUUUCCUGCAGAAAAAUCGUUUCAUUUACCCCGGGUUUGUGACCUUGGCAGUAAUGUCGAUACUGUUCCCGCCCGGGAUUGGAAAAUAUAUGGCAGCUGACCUGGGCAAUCAACCACAGGUAUUAUCUCUCUUCGCCAACUUCACAUGGUCAGACGAACUGACAGCAGAACAAGCGGCCAUUGUGUCUCACUGGCAGACACCCGAAGUGGACCAUUUUGGGUGCCUCAUUAUAUAUUUCUUUAGUAUUUACUUCCUCAGCAUGGUAUCAUGUACUCUACCAGUGCCUGCUGGUAUAUUCGUGCCGGCUUUCAAAAUGGGCGCCUCUUUGGGCAGGUUUACGGGCGAAGUUAUGCACUAUUUCUGCCCGUUGGGCGUGGCGUAUGGCGGACAUAUACAGAAGAUAUUGCCUGGGGGCUACGCCACGGUUGGUGCGGCCGCUUUCACUGGAGCAGUUACACAUACUGUGUCUACGAUUGUUAUAGUUAUUGAAAUGACUGGACAGGUAACCCAUCUGCUCCCAAUAAUGGCGGCAGUAUUAGCAGCUAACGCAGUUGCAGCUCUUUUGCAGCCAUCUUGCUUCGACAGUAUUAUACUUAUCAAGAAACUGCCGUAUCUGCCUGAUUUAUUGUCUUCUGCUAGCCGCAUGUACGACAUUUGCGUGGAAGACUUCAUGGUGAGAGACGUGAAGUAUAUUUGGAAUAGAAUGACGUUCCAGCAACUGAAGGAUAUUCUUAAAGCGAAUAAGACGAUCAAAAGCUUCCCGCUAGUGGACAGCCCAGCAUCCAUGGUCCUGCUCGGCUCGAUCCACCGCUGGGAGCUGGUGAAGCUGAUCGAGCAGCAGGUGGGGCGGUCGCGGCGCCUGCAGGUGGCCGCGCUGUGGCAGCGGGAGGCCGAGAGGAGGAGGGAGGAGGAGAGGGUGCGGAGACCUUCGCGGUUCGAGGUGACACCGGCCCCAGAUAUGCUGCAAGUGCCGGGUAGCGGCAUGACGAGAGGCACUUCUCUCACUACCAAGGACCAGGGGGGACUUAUACCUGCCCCAGGCCAGCUCUUCCGUCCCAAGUCGAUCUUGAAAAAAACGAACUCGUUCACACUGAGCCGAGGGUUGGGCGCCCCCCCCUCCCCCUCGCUGCCCCACCCCGCUGUGUACACCACCGUCACCGGGGCGGAGACCAGGAUUCGUGCAGCAUUCGAAGCUAUCUUCAAAAGAUCAACCCUCCUACCAGACGUGGAGGGAGGUCUAUCUGAUGGUCUCAGUUUGCCUCGCAGUCCGUCUAUUAACAAGAAAGUGCAAUUGCCACGUGAGAGAGUAUGUGACAUGUCGCCAGAAGAUCAAAAAGCGUGGGAACAGCUAGAGAUGGCCAAAGAGAUCGACUUCGAUAGGAUGCUGCAAAUCGCUAGGAAACGAGAUAUGAAUCCAGACGACACAGACUACGAAGAUGAAAACCUGUACAUCUGUCACAUCGACCCGGCUCCCUUCCAGCUUGUUGAGAGAACGUCGUUGCUUAAAGUACAUUCUCUUUUCUCAACGUUGGGUGUAAGCAGAGCGUAUGUGACAGCCAUUGGACGACUCAUUGGUGUUGUAGCUUUGAAAGAGCUGCGCAAAGCCAUAGAGGAUGUCAACUCAGGAGCUCUAACAGCGGCAACCCGUCCCGCUCCCCCCACCCCUCCCACGCCCACCUCCCCCCCGCUGCUCAUCAAGGUGCACGCCGCAGAGCCCUCGCCCCCUAGCGAUAGUGACACCGCGCCGCUGACUCGGAAAUAGAGAAGGCGAAAUGGACCCAAUUGCUGGGAGCAAAGAGUCGCAAAUUAGUUAAAUUAUUUCAGUAUUUUUGAUAGUCAUUUUUACGAACUGGUGCUUCGAUACGUAUACAAAGUGAUCGAGUGAUUGUGUUAUUUAUUUAUAUUUUGAGAAUGUGUAUUUUAGUGUUCUAUAUAGAUAAUUUAUUAUUAUUGGUUCCCUAUUAAAAGAGAAAUAUGAAUUAGGCAAUAGUCGAAAUGUCUAUACGUAUAAGACAAGUCAAUAUAGGUUCUAAACAAAUUUAUUAUUGACUAAUAAAAUUAAUGACCAAAAUUCUGUGACUAUUAAAAUAACUCAAAAGACUAGAUAUAGUAUCUGAAUUUUUUCUUAUAGUACGGAAAUCAAUAUUUUUUGGCAGCGUUAUAGGUUGUGCGUACAAAGUGCGUAAAUAAGUACAGAUAAAAAAUAUUUGAUAUAUGAAUAUAUACAGCGUGUUUCUUAAGUAACCGGCUGUAUAGUCCAAAUUAAGGCUUGUGAUCAUUGUAAUCAUUCCAAAAGUUUUACAUUUAGUAUUAAGAAUUAGUUAGACAAUGCAAUGGAGCCUUUACAAUAUAUUUAUUUACAUUUUUUGAAUGAUUUUGAAAUCAAAAAUUUAUAAAUUUUUUGUUGACCGUACCACCAAUUUUCAUGCUUAUAUUCGCUAGCUUUUUUAACUUCUAAAAGUAAUAAUAAAAAGAGAAAAAUAUAUAUUUCGUGUUGUAAAAAACUUCUACGAUUAUUUAACGAUUUUUUUGUAUCGAAAUAUUUAAUUCCAAUGCUUUAAGCGUAGCUAGCGCGUUUGAAAAAAGUGAGGUUUUUCUGUCUCACUCGCACAAGAGUUUGAUCGUAUUGCCGUCUCGCUUGCACACAGAAUGUGAUUGUGUAUUACAAAUAUUGAUUCUAUAUACAAUAACGUGCCAUAAAUUUAUUAUGAUGAAGAUUUUCAUAAGAAAUCAAAUGUAAAAUCUAAUUAUUAAUUGUAUAAGGCUUCCCAUGUUUUUAGGAAAUGCGAUAAAAGACGUAGCUUGUAUGAAAUACGUGAUACAUACGUACAAAAUACUUUUUAUUCCAAUUUUUUAGUUUUUUUCGACUGUAGUACCACAAAAAUUCGUAAAAUUGAUAAUCUGUAGAUAUCCAGGGAAAUCAUAAAAAAUAUAAAUAAAAUGAUAACUGACAUUUCACGACAAAACAAGAUGGCGAACGUCAGGUUUUGGCGCGAAUCAGGUUAAAGCAGUUCUUUGUUAUCUGUGAUACUUCUCAUUCCAAAAAAAAACCCAAAAAAAGAUUUACUAUUAAUAUAACUAAUUUUUUUGGUACUACUAGAGGUUCAAGUAUUCUUGUCACAAAAUUGUAUCUAGCUGAAUAGAAAUAAAAUUUCGAGUAUUAGUAAAAUUAUUACGAAAAAUUAGUCAAUUUAGAACCAUGAAGGUUUUUAAUUACGCUUCAAUUUAGUUCUAUUUAUUUUUAAUAAGAUAGCUUUAUAAAAGACAAUACAAUACAGUCAUUAUUUUAAAAUUAUGUGAACAAAAUAUGUGCGUAAGGUUCAAUUUGCUUUGUACAUAUCCAUACUAAUAUUAUAAAUGCGAAAGUAACUCUGUCUGUUUGUCUGUUACUCAAUCACGCCUUAACUACUGAACCAAUUUGCAUGAAAUGUGGAAAGCUAGUUCUGCAUAAAAAUGGUGGAAUGGUUCUUUCUUGUAUGUAUUGCCAAAGGAAAUUGAGCCUUAACGUCUCAAAAUUUUGAAAAAUAAAGCACCGUCCAUACAAUGCGCCAUAAUUUUAUGAUCAUAAUACAGAUAAUAAAAUGUGUUUUAUCUUAUUUUUAUGACUUUUUAAUUAUGUUUAGGUUAAGUGAAUAUUUAUAUGACGUUUAAAUAUUGAUGUUUAGAUGCAUUUCUUUUGUGAUCUGUUGCUUUUUAAUAAAGAAUGUUGUGCGUUGA
Colias croceus (clouded yellow) is the source of this 5217-nucleotide messenger RNA. RefSeq names its product chloride channel protein 2 (gene ClC-a). NCBI's taxonomy places the organism in Eukaryota, Metazoa, Arthropoda, Insecta, Lepidoptera, Pieridae. The record is from RefSeq and is a predicted model, not a curated record. Gene Ontology annotation, biological process: chloride transport; transmembrane transport. Bases 413 to 3262 code for a protein of 949 amino acids. Gene Ontology annotation, cellular component: membrane. Gene Ontology annotation, molecular function: voltage-gated chloride channel activity. The transcript is spliced from 24 exons.